AUGCGCCAGAAAGCGGCACAGCUAACAUCACUGGUUGCCACUGCGAACAACCAAAUCGACGUGGCUCAGGGUACGAUACCCCCAGGCGUUGCCACCUCGAGAAAGACGUAUUACAAAGAAAGAUUCAAUCGACGUGGCUCAGGGUACGAUACCCCAAGGCGUUGCCACCUCGAGGAAAGCGUUGCUACCUCGAGCAAAGAGUUGCCAUCUCAACUAAAACUGACCGCAUUGGAUGCGGCCAGCGUACGUACUGUCACACAUCUAAAUAUAGAUUCCGAGAGAUUCUCAAACAUAGUAAGCAAAUUCGAUUUUAGAAUAGCUUACUCCUGCCACCAUCCUCUCGGAAGAUUCAUUAAGACUGGCAAAGACAACCUAGAUAAGUUAGCUCAUAGUGAUGUGGUGUAUCAGAUCCCUUGCAAGGAUUGUGAUGCCACAUAUGUUGGUCAGACAAAGAGACAAUUAGGAACCAGAGUGAAAAAACACUACAACGACAUUAAAAGGAACCCCGCAUCCCCCUCUGUCAUCUCUUGCCAUAGAAUGGACGCUUCACGUGAAUUUGAUUGGGAAAGCGUUGCUAUUCUUGACGAGGAACCUUCAUACCACAAAAGAUUGAUCUCAGAGAAGAUUCAUAUAAAAAGACAGGUCAAUUCUCUGAACAAACAAUCUGAUACUGAACUAUUAUCCGAAGAAUACCUGCCUAUUUUAAACCUACUCCCUCCUAAAUAA
Molecule: messenger RNA, 726 nt
Organism: Vollenhovia emeryi
Lineage: Eukaryota; Metazoa; Arthropoda; Insecta; Hymenoptera; Formicidae
Exons: 2
Coding region: 1-726 (241 amino acids)
Source: RefSeq, a predicted model, not a curated record